Psylliodes chrysocephalus is the source of this 927-nucleotide messenger RNA. NCBI's taxonomy places the organism in Eukaryota, Metazoa, Arthropoda, Insecta, Coleoptera, Chrysomelidae. The record is from the annotation of a GenBank genome assembly.
AUGUUUGCCGCCAAAAAUUGCUGCCGUAUGGUUCAAGCCGUUUUAGGAACUCAAGUGGGUUUUGGUCUCGGCUUUCUGGUCCCUUCGAUGAUUGUACACGAUUCCGACGAUUUAAAUUCCAUUGGUGCAGAUUUUCGAACACUCUGUUGGAUUCUUACUAUCUAUAUAAUUCCAGUAGCAACGGCUAUCAUAUUUUAUUUUCCUAGAUAUCCUGCGCUACCUCCCACCAUAGCUCAAGCUGAGUAUAGAAAAUUACAAAAACCGACGUUCAAAGAGUUCUGUUCGAGGUUUUCCAAUAUUUUGAAAAAACCAGGAAUGAUUUUGCUGACGGUGGCCUAUGGAAUAAACUUUGGAAGCUACGCAACCUUCACUACAUUUUUGAAUCAGUUUAUUUUGCAAUAUUUUGAGAACAACCAAAAAGACGCAGGGACGAUGGGACUACUAUCAGUAGCAGUAGGAAUAGUUGGAACCAUCUUGGUCGGGAUAUUUUUAGACAAAACACACAAAUACAAGGAAACCAAUGUAUUCGUUUGUUAUAUGACAGCCAUCAGCAUGCUGGCAAUGGCUGGAGCAAUGAAAAUGCAGAACAUGGUCUUAACUUAUAUCGCUUGUAUAUCAGUUGGUUUUUUCGUGAAUUCCUAUUGGGCAACAGGAUUCGAACUAGGAGUAGAACUGACAUUUCCAUCAGACGAGAGCACGACCUCCGGGAUCUUGACAGCAAUGUCGCAAGGUACAGGAUUCUUGGUUUGUUGGGCAAUGGGGCCUUUUAACAAAAAUUUUGGAGCUUUUUGGAGCAUGAUAACCCUUACAACGAUUUUUUUAAUCGGUGCCGUUCUUACGCAAUUAGUGCCAAACAUAAAAAGGAGACAAGAGGAAUUUCAGAAGAACAUAAACGAGGCAAAAGAUAUAGUGAUGCAUAAAGUUUAA